UGCUUCUCAUUUGGGCUGGGAUUGCAGGGGAUUCGAUUUCACUUUUUCAGUCCUAGCUGCUACCUUCGAUCUUAGCAGCUGGACCCCUCGCCAUCUCUUUUCCCAUCAGUCCUAAGAGACCAGGAGAAACCUCUGCCUGGCAGAGCAUCACAGGAGUCCUGACUGAAGAACAUGACUGGCACCAACGUGUGAAGCUGACAAGUUACCUUCUAUCUCUUCUUCAGCUCAGGGUUUGAUCAUCUGGUGCUUAUUACCCAUACAUGGGCAAGAUGAGGGAGCAUGGCCUACUGCCGAUGGUGGCGCUUUUAUGCCUAAUGCUCUCAGGGAUACAUAGACUGGAUGCACAGCAACAGGAAGACUCGGCUGACCUGGUUUUCCUCAUUGACGGCUCAAACAAUGUUGGACGCACGGGUUUCAAUGCCAUCCGUGACUUCUUGGCAAAUUAUGUGGAGAGACGUUUGGAGGUGGGAAGGAGUCGGAUGCAAGUAGGAGUGGUGCAGUAUAGUGAUGAUGUCAAAAUAGAAUUUACCUUGGAUGAACAUACUACCAAACAAGAGCUAAUAAAUGCCCUGAAGAGAUUACAGUUUGUUGGAGGAGAAGAGGCAAAUAUGGGGGCUGCUGUUGAGUAUGUGGUGGAGCAGCUGUUUACUUCAGCUGCUGGAAGCCGAAGAGAGGAAGGAGUGCCCCAAUCACUAGUGAUCAUCACUGGUGGACCAUCAAGUGAUGAACUGAGAGAUGCUGCCAAUUCUUUAAGACUUAACAGUGUCAUCACAUUUGGCAUUGGUGUGGGAAGAGCAGACAACAAUGAAUUGCAGCAAAUUGCAACCGAUGAUACAUUUGUGUUUAUCGCGCCCCAAUUCCAGGUUUUGGGUCAACUGGAAAGUCAAAUUCUUCCAUACAUUGCUGGAGUAGCCCAAAGGACAAUUGUUUUACAGCCUCCAACUGUUAUAACUGAAGUUACUGAAGUCAACAAGAGGGACAUAGUGUUCUUGAUUGAUGGUUCCAAUGAUCUUGGAGGGCCAAGUUUCUCUGCUAUCCGUGAAUUUAUUGUAAAGGUAGUCAACAGGUUGGAAAUUGGUCCUGAUCUUAUUCGAGUAGGAUUGGCCCAGUAUGGCAAAGAUGUAAAAUCUGAAUUCAACCUGAACACCUUUGGUGCUAAAAAGGAUGUUAUUGCACAUUUGAAAAAAAUGAAGAUUUUGAACAACACACCAUUAAAUACCGGUGCUGCUCUGAGCUAUGUCCAGAAUAAUUUCUUUACUACAUCUGCAGGAAGCCGUGCGGAUGAAGGAAUCCCACAGCUUCUAGUACUCGUCACUGGUGGGCAGUCAAGAGAUGACUAUACCCAGGCAUCGCUGGCUCUCAAGAGGGCAGGAAUCCUGACCUUUGCAAUAGGAUCCAAGAAUGCUGACGUAGCUGAGCUUAAAGAAAUUGCUUUUGAUUCUUCUCUGGUUUUUCAGCCUGCAGAAUUCAAACAAGCUCCUCUACAAGCCUUACUUCCUCAGGUGCUUACUCCUCUGAAAACCUUAACAGGAGUUGUAAUUUCUGAAGGACCAACCGAAGUUCUAGUCCAAAGAGACAUCGUCUUCCUAGUGGAUGGUUCUGUCAACGUUGGAAGUGCCAACUUUCCUUUAGUAAGAGACUUUCUCAUCGAUGUCAUUAACAACCUUGGUAUCAGCAGUGAAGGCGCUCGAAUUGGCCUGGCCCAGUUUAGUGACACCCCCAGAACUGAGUUCUAUCUAAACACAGCAACCUCAAAAUCAGAUCUUGUUAACCGCCUGGGGCAGAUAAGAAUCAAGGGGGGUAAUCGCUUAAACAUUGGCUCAGCACUUCAAUUUGUUCUCCGCAAUCAUUUCACAAGCGGUGCUGGCAGCAGAAUAGAUGAAAACAUUCCACAGAUUCUUGUACUUUUGGUGGCUGGGAAGUCCUCAGACAACAUUCAGGCUGCUACAAAUGACCUCAUCAGAUCAAAGGUUUUGACCUUUUGUGUUGGGGUUGGAGAUGCUGAUAAGGAAGAGUUGGACGCCAUUGCAUUUAACCCACAACUGGUUUAUGAGAUGGAUGAUUUCAGGGCCUUGUCUGGUCUCAGUCAGCAAAUCGUAACACCUCUUACAUCCUUCGUUAGAGGAGAAGUUACAGAAGUGACAGUAACAGAAGUGGAUCAAGACCGCAAGAAGGAUGUAGUUUUCUUAAUUGAUGGCUCAGAUGAUGCCAGGUCUGGUUUUUCAUCUCUCAGGAGCUUUGUUCAGAGGGUGGUAGAGUACCUUGAUGUGGGUCAAGACAGAGUACGCAUUGCAGUUAUCCAGUACAGUGACUCCUCCAGACCUGAGUUCCUUCUUAACACCUACUCAGACCGCCAAGAUUUAAUAAGAUCUAUUCAGAGCAUGACUCCUAUUGGAGGGUCUACACUGAACACAGGUGCUGCCUUAGAUUAUGUACAGAAAAACGUAUUUAUUGGGUCAGCUGGAAGCCGAAUAGCAGAAGAAGUACCACAAUUUCUCAUUUUACUGGCAACUGGGAGGUCUAGAGAUGAUGUGAGAAGACCUGCUGCUUCUCUCAAGGCCAGCGGCAUUGUGCCAUAUGCUAUCGGAACUAGUAGAGCUGAUCGGACUGAGCUUCAGACCAUCUCUUUUUCCCCUGAUUUUGUUCUUUUUGUUCCUGAUGUCAACCAGCUGGAGAAUGCUUACCAAACUUUCUCACAACGUGUCAGUUCGCUUACCACAAGUGAUAUACGUACUCUAAUACAGUCAGUUCCAGCUGUGGCAGACAGCAAACGGGACCUCUUAUUCCUGAUUGAUGGCUCUAACAAUAUUGCUGGAAGGUUUCCCGCUGUACGAGAUUUUGUGGCAAGCAUUAUUGAUGGUCUCGAUGUUAGCCCAGAUGGCACUCGUGUUGGUGUGGGCUUAGUCGGUGAAAAUGUCAAAGUGGAAUUUAAGUUUGAUUCAUAUGCCACCAAGGCUGAUGUAAUCAGUGCAGUUCGAAAAAUGAAGUACAAACCAAGCAAAGAAUUCAAACUUGGAGUUGCACUGGAUUAUGCUUAUGACAGCCUUUUCACACCGGAGUCUGGAAGUAGGAUACGAGAGGGAGUACCACAGUACUUAGUGUUACUUGCAGCAGGCAAAUCUUCGGACAGUGUAGACAAUGCAGCUAAUAGGCUGAAAGCAGCUGGCAUUGUGACAUUUGCAGUCAAGACACAAAGGGCUGAAGCUGAGGAACUUGAGAAGAUUGUUUUGGCUCCACAAUUUGUUUUAGCCUCAGAAUCAAUUGCAGACCUUUCUACCAUCCAGUCUCAGUUUGUUAAUCUCAUAAAAACCAUUUCAGUCGAGCUACCAACGCAGUCUUAUGACUUAAGUAGAAGAAAAGACAUUGUAUUUUUGAUUGAUGGAUCCAACGAAGGCAGAUCCAGCUUUCCAUCUUUACGCUCCUUUAUUCAGAGAGUGGUGGAGGGUCUUGAUGUUGAUCGGGAUAAGAUUCGGAUAGGAGUUGUUCAAUACAGUGAUACCACAAGACCCAACUUCCUGCUUAACACUCACCCAGACCGCCAGGGAGUCGUCAGUGCUGUUCAACGUCUAACACCUAUUGGAGGUUCACAAUUGAACACAGGGGCAGCCUUGGACUAUGUUACCACAAAUGUAUUCACCAGUUCAGCUGGCAGUCGGGCUUCUGAGGGAGUGCCUCAAUUCUUAAUCUUACUGACCACUGGCAGAUCAAGAGAUGAUGUCCGGAGACCAGCCUCCGGCCUUAAAAGUUCGGGAGUAAUUCCAUUUGCCAUCGGUGUCCGCAAUGCUGACACAACUGAGCUGCAGACUAUUUCUUUCAUUCCAGAUUUUGCUGUUUCUGUUUCGGACAUCAGCCAACUAGGAAAUGUAUACCAAACCAUAACAACAAGAGUAUCAGAACUUAACACUGGUGACAUUGAAAUUCUGAGGCGAUCAGGUCCAACUGUCUAUAAAGGUGCAAAAAGGGAUGUCGUGUUCCUUAUAGAUGGUUCCAGGGAUGCUACUCCAGAGUUUACCAAUGUGAAAGAGCUAAUUGGGCGCCUGGUAGAAACAAUGGACGUCAGCCAAGAUAAUACUCGAGUAGCUGUGAUCCAGUACAGUGAGGACCCUAGUAUUGAGUUUUUACUAAACGCUCAUUCCACAAAAGAUGAGGUUCAGAGUGCAGUGAGAAGAAUAAGACCAAAGGGAGGAUCAUCGGUAAACAUUGGUAAUGCCCUAGAGUAUGUGUCUAAAAACAUAUUUACAAGGCCAUCUGGAAGCCGAAUAGAGGAGCAAGUCCCUCAGUUUCUUAUUUUGACCUCCUCUGGACCUUCAUCAGAUGACAUAGACGAGGGAGCAAGACAGAUUAAAGCAUCUUCUGUUGUUCCUUACUUGAUUGCAAAGAAUGUAGAUUCUGAAGAGGCCAAUAAAAUUACUUUGAGUAAGGAUUUCAUAUAUGAAGUAUCUAGUUUCCGGGAGCUUCCAACUUUGGAGCAAAGAUUGCUGUCAUCUGUCACCAACCUGGAUCGAGAAAGGAUAAAAGUGAUCUACGAGAAUGUCCCACGUGUUACUACUGAAACUGAUCCAGACAGAAGGGAUGUGGUCUUCCUGGUUGAUGGCUCUACAAGAACAGGUUCUGAAGGACUGGCAAAUAUCAGGGAUUUCAUCAUUAAGGUUAUUCAGAACUUUCAAGUUGAACCUAAUAAAGUCAGGGUUGGUCUUGUUCAGUUUAGUAAUGAUCCGGCCACAGAGUUUUUACUAAAAGCCCAUACAAACAAGCAAGCCUUGAUCAACAAUGUCCGUCGUUUACGACUCAAAGGAGGAACGUCACUGAACAUUGGGAAAGCACUGGAUUUUGUAACCAAAAAUCAUUUUGUGAAAUCAGCUGGCAGUAGAAUAGAAGAAGGAGUUCCCCAGCACUUGGUGCUCCUUACUGGAGGAAAGUCUGCAGAUGAUGUCAGUGGAGCAGCACGGAUACUUGGAACUAAUGGAGUAAAGUCGCUUGCUGUAGCUACCAGUGGUGCUGACAGGACUGAAAUAGAAACCAUAGUUUCAGACUCACGUUACCUCUUUACCAUCAAAGAAUUUAAUGAGCUUCCCAACAUUGAAAGUAUAUUAUUCAGGUCUUUUACAGGACCCAUUGAUCUAGCUCCACCAACGGUGGUAGGACCAGUUCUUCCUGGGAAGAAAGAAGCUGAUAUUGUUUUCCUUGUGGAUGGCUCCAUGAAUUUAGGAAGAGAUAACUUCAAGGAGGUCCUUCAGUUUGUCUCUGGCAUAGUGGAUGCUGCAAUUGAAGAAGAUGAUGCCAUUCAGAUAGGACUGGCUCAGUAUAAUUCAGAUGUGACUGAUGAAUUUUUCUUAAAAGACCAUAACAACCGUGAUUUGAUCAUGGAUGCUGUGACCAAAGCAGAGUUUAAAGGAGGACGUCUGGCUAGCCUUGGCACAGCUAUUCGUCACUUGCAAGACAAGCACUUUGUUAAAGAAGCAGGCAGCAGAAUUGGUACAGGUGUUCCUCAGAUUGCUUUCAUUAUCACAGGGGCAAAGACAGUCAGUGAUGGACAAUCUGCAGUACAAGCUCUAGCCAGCAAGGGAGUCAAAGUAUUUUCCAUUGGAGUAGGAAGCAUUACUAAUGAAGAAGUUAAUAAAAUUGCAAGUGAACCACCAAGUGCUUUCAGAGUAUCCAAUGUCCAGGGCCUUUCGGAGCUGAAUGAACAGAUUCUGAUAACUUUAGAUACGGCCCUGCAGAAGAGGAGUAUCUGUCCAGAUGCGGUUGGUGCUGUUAAAGAAUGUAAUCUGGAGGUGAUUAUAGGAUUUGAUGUCGAUGUAACCCCUGGGCAGGAUGUCUUUGCAUUUCAGCGAGGUCUGAAGCCCAAACUGGGACAAAUACUGGAACGGAUUUCUAACAUGCAGAAAAUAAGUUGCAGUGGUGAUAAAAAGCCUUCUGUGAAAGUUGCUGUUUUGUCACAGGGCAGAAUAGGGCCUGUGGAGGCAUUUGACUUUUCCAAUUACCGUAUAGAACUGGCAGAAAAAAUCACUACCAUGGGCACUCGAGGGCCUUAUGUAUUGAAUGGCCGAACCCUGCAGACAUAUCUGAACAAAUUCAAGAAUGCUGGGGAACCCAACAGCGUUAAGGUGGUGAUCCACAUGACAGAUGGAGCUGAUGCAAGCAUGGCUGAAUUGCAGCAAGCUUCUGUAGCUCUACAGGCUUCAGGAGUGAAAGCACUGCUAUUUGUGGGGUUGGAAAGUGUUCCCAAGUUUGAUCAAAUUAUGCAGUUAGAAUUUGGAAGAGGAUUCACUUACAAUAACCCACUGAGAUUAAACCGUGUUGAUCUGGAUUAUGAGAUCAUUGAAGAACUGGAUAACAUUGCGGAGAAAGGAUGCUGUGGAGUGCCAUGUAAAUGUUCUGGACAGAGAGGUGAUAUUGGACCUCCGGGUGUCAAUGGACCAAAGGGUGCAUCAGGUCUCAAAGGACACCAAGGUUUCCCAGGAGAAGAAGGAGGACCAGGAGAGAGAGGUCCUCCUGGUGUGAAUGGUACACAAGGUUUCCAGGGAUGUCCAGGUCCAAGAGGAAGCAAGGGUGGCAGAGGGUUCAAUGGAGAAAAGGGUGAAGUAGGAGAAAUUGGCUUGGAUGGUAUAGAUGGAGAAGACGGUAAAAGAGGUUCUCCAGGAUCUGCAGGAGACGGGGGCAGCCAAGGGCCAAGGGGAGAAAAAGGUCAGAAAGGAGGAAGAGGGGAGAGAGGAGAACAAGGUCUACGAGGUGAUCCGGGUGAAACAGGAACUGAUUCACUUCAGAGAGGACCAAAGGGAGCAAAAGGAGAAGCAGGAAGUGUGGGUGAGGCUGGAAGAGAUGGUCUAUCAGGAAUAGGAGGUUCUGCAGGAAAAGCUGGAGCUCGAGGCCGUAGAGGACCUCCUGGAGUUAAGGGUAAUAGAGGACCUAAUGGUGGUGCUGGUGGAGUUGGAGAUCAAGGGCUUAGGGGUCCUCAGGGCCCUCCAGGACAACAAGGCUCUCCGGGCACAAGGGGGGAACAAGGUAGCCCAGGACCAAGGGGGGCAGGAGGCACUCCUGGACCUGUUGGUGAUCGUGGCAGACUCGGACCACUUGGGCGCAAGGGUGAGCCUGGAGAUAUUGGACCUAAAGGAUCUGAUGGACCUGUUGGACCACGUGGUGAGACAGGAGAUGAUGGUCGUGAUGGAGUUGGGAAAACUGGUCUUAAAGGCAGAAAGGGAGAAUCUGGAUUCCCUGGAUAUCCAGGACCAAAGGGAGACGCUGGUGAUAGGGGACCUAAUGGCGAGCUUGGUCCUAAAGGAAGCAGAGGCCGUAGGGGCAAUGCUGGUGAUCCUGGUAAAUUUGGCACUAAAGGGGAUCCAGGACAUCCAGGAACAGGUGGCCUGAAGGGAGAACGAGGAGGCUCAAGAGAUCAAUGUGGACUUGUGAAAACUAUCAAAAACACAUGUCCUUGCUGCUAUGGUCAAAAAGAAUGCCCUCUGUUCCCCACUGACCUGGUGUUUGCUAUGGACACGUCUUCCGAUGUGAACCGCAACCAAUUUAACAAUAUGAAAGAAGCAGUUUUGCGAGUGGUUAACCAGCUGGCAAUUUCUGAGAGCAACUGUCCUAGAGGAGCCCGUGUUGCUCUGCUUACCUACAAUAGUGAUGUUACCACAGAAGUUCGCUUUUCUGAAGGCCUCCGGAAACAAGCACUGCUUAGUGAGAUACGAAACUUGCAAUUGGUUACAUCUAAUAAGCAGAGAAGCCUGGAUGGUGUCAUGUCUUUUGUGGCACGGAACACAUUUAAGAGGUCACGUGGAGGUUUCCUAACAAGAAAGGUGGCUGUUUUCUUCAGCAAUGCUCCAACCAGAGCUUCACCACAGCUAAAUGAGGCUGCACUUAAGCUGUAUGAUGCUGGUGUGUCUUCUGUGUUCCUUACAGCGAGAGAAGACAAGCCAUUGUCCAAUGCUUUAAAGGUCAAUAACACAGAAGCAGGCCAGGCUAUAGUGCUUGGAAGUGGCGCUCAGUUUAAUGAAACCAUCCGCAAAGUCCUUUCCUGCUUUGCAUGUCUAGAUGUGUGUGAGCCAGCUGGUGAAUGCGGAGCUACUGUUCCCAGGGGUGAUCUCCGUUUAAGACGUUCAGCAGCUACUGAUGUAGACAUCGAUUUAGCCUUCCUCCUGGACAGUUCAGACUCCACAAAUUCAGCCCAGUUUGCAGAGAUAAAGAGAUUUGUCUCCCAUGUGAUUGGACAGUUAGAGCUUAGUCCGGAUCCUAAAUCCUCUUCCCACCAUGCACGCAUAUCAGUACUCCAACAUGCUCCAUAUGAACAUCAGACCAAUUCUAGCUUCCCACCUGUAAGAAUCGAUGUAGGACUGACUGAGUACACUGACAAAGAGAAACUUCAGACAUUUGUUCUAACUAAAAUGACUCAGCUAUAUGGAACAAGGUCACUGAAUAGUGCUAUCAAGUAUGCGGUGGAACAUGUGUUUGAGAGUGCUCCCAACCCAAGGGCCAUGAAGGUUGUCUUCCUUAUUUUGACUGGAGAUGUGAAGUCUCAUGAGCUCAAACAGUUGCGCCAAACUGUAAUCGAGGCCAAAUGCAAGGGCUACUUCUUUGUGAUCUUAAGCGUAGGGAAGAAGGUUCAUACUGGAAAUUUGAACUCACUAGCUAGUGAACCACAUGAUGUUUUCUCCAAGAAAGUUGGAAAGGCAUUAGAACUAAAUGAAGAGAACAUGCUGAGAUUUGGAAUGCAACUGCCAGGAUUUAUCAGUAGUGAAAAUGCAUUCCAUCUGUCUCCUGAAAUCCAAAAGCACUGUGAUUGGUUCCAGAAUGAUCAGCCUCCAAGAACUUUAGAGAAUGAAAGCACCAAUGAAGCGACUGAAGGUGAUGUAGUACCUGAUGAAAUUUUGGCCAGUGAAAAACCUGAGGUGGUAACAGUACGCACAAGCAUCAAUACCCUUACAGAUGUCACCUUAACUCCAGAAACCACAACAAUGCAGAGAACUGAGCUAAAAGUGUAUGAUGUAACAGAAAACAGUGUACGCCUGAGCUGGACCAAUUCUGAUUCCCUAAAACCACACGUCUAUGAACUUAGCGUCAUAUCUCUAGCAGACCAAAGUCUAGUCCUUAAGCAGAAUGUCACAGGCACUGAAAGACUCAUUGGAGGACUGGCAGGUGGACAGAUGUACCAAGUCACCAUUACAGGGCAGCACAAGAGCCUUGGCCUGGUUACUUACCAAGCAACAUUUACCACUAGUAAAUCUCAACCCAAGCCUGAGGUUGUUGUGCCAGAGGUUGUUGUGCCAGAGGUUGUGGUGUCAGAGGUUGUGGUGCCACAGGUUGUGGUGCCAGAGGCUGUGGUGCCAGAUGUUGUGGUGCCAGAGGUUAUAUUGCCAGAGGCUGUGAUGAGCUCUGACACAACAGUGACCACAGAACCACUGAACAGCCCUGAAAUAGAUCCUUGUGAGCUAGAUCUGGACAUGGGCACCCAAUGCAAGGAGAAUGAGGUUAAGUGGUUCUUUGACAAGACAGACAAGAUUUGCACCCAGAUUUGGUAUGGUGGGUGUGGUGGCAAUGCAAAUAGAUUUGACACAGAAGCUGAAUGCAUCAGUAGGUGUCAAAAGACAUUGGUUGAGAAAUCCAUGCAGCUACCAGCGUUGGAAACAAAAAUAUUCGCAGUGGGCUCAGAGGCAUGUAAGCUGCAGAAGGAUGAAGGCACCUGCAGGGAGUUCAUCUUACAAUGGCACUAUGAUACAGAAACCAAGACCUGCGCCCGAUUCUGGUACGGUGGCUGCGGAGGAAAUGAGAACAGGUUCAGCACACAGAAAGAAUGUGAAAAGAUUUGUAUUACAGCACCUCUGAAUCCCGGAGUAGUCUCAGCAAUUGGAACAUAAUGGAGCCCAACUCUUACCACUCAAGAGGAGACAACCCAGGAUGCACUGCCCUUCCUCUCACCCUCCCCCCUUGCUAGCCUGCCCCACCUCAAGUGGAAGGGAGACUUACAAGGUUAAUCAAUAUGGUGCUAUUUCUUCUGUGGACUUGCUGCAGGUUGUGCCAAGAAAAGCAUUAACCCUUUCAUUGCUGUAGCAAUCCCAAGUGACACAAGCCCCACGAUUACGGCCUGGAGGCCAAUUCUGUUCACUACAGUUCUGAAAGGGUUUCUUGACACUUUGGACUCCCAUACAUUAAAAGCUGGUGCUUGUCAGGUUAUGUUUUUAGUGUCAGAGGUCCCAGCACUAGAGUCUACUCCAGAGGGAUGCUGACCCACUUAGUAACACCUGCUUCAUCCCAGUCCUCCCUUCUUAUAUUUCCACUAUCCAGUAGAUUUGUAAUCCCUUAUCUGCCGUAGAGCUAUUCAUUACUAUUCAGCACCUCUGACAACUAACUGUGAGUCCAUGUAUGCAACAGUUACCAAUACGGCUAUGAUGCUAAGCCCCACAUUCCAUUUUCAAGAAGGGCACUGCAGAUACUUGUGUCAUAAUUUCUUGAGCAGCAGGUCCCUCGGGAAGUGACAGAUACUAACCCUUUUCUCCGCUAUCAGGAGCCUGUAAAGUAUUGCAAAGCAGAGUUUUCCAGGCCCCGCUGGCUGCACAUGGGUUAAAAGCUUUAGGUUUUACCACUUAAGCUGCAAUUAUUGCAGUCUGAGCAGAAGAAUACAAUAUUUUUUGGAUCUUAUUGUUAUUUGUGUUUAUAAACUUUGGGGUUGGGAAAUUUGGGUAUAAAUUUGGGAGCGGGGCUUUUCUUGUCUUUGGUAUGUUUUUAUUUUUU
Molecule: messenger RNA, 10728 nt
Organism: Rana temporaria (common frog)
Lineage: Eukaryota; Metazoa; Chordata; Amphibia; Anura; Ranidae
Gene: COL6A3
Product: collagen type VI alpha 3 chain
Exons: 46
Coding region: 261-9854 (3197 amino acids)
Molecular function (GO): protein binding; serine-type endopeptidase inhibitor activity
Source: RefSeq, a predicted model, not a curated record